Messenger RNA from Gloeophyllum trabeum ATCC 11539, 2299 nucleotides. RefSeq lists its product as uncharacterized. The transcript has 4 exons. Bases 244 to 1881 code for a protein of 545 amino acids. The record is from RefSeq and is a predicted model, not a curated record. NCBI's taxonomy places the organism in Eukaryota, Fungi, Basidiomycota, Agaricomycetes, Gloeophyllales, Gloeophyllaceae.
GUGACACGCUGCUCUCUUCCUCCUCCCUCUUCCUCUGCAUACCGGCCUCCCUGCGCGACUGAAUUCGAUUCAGCGUCUUGAGAUCGCCGGCAGACGUCCGACAACGACAUUCUUUUGAAUUACGUUCUUUUUCUCCUAUUCGGUUUCACGUCUCCAUCGGAGACCGUCAAACGCACGCUUAACCCAAUCAAAAGCCUACUGAUCCCACUGAAAACAUAGACCAGUGCUGAACACCUUGGGGAAAUGUCUUCGGAGAAACAGCUGUUCGACAAUGUUAAGCUGGGGCGCCAUGUCAAACGCGACGGCUUCGUGCACGUCGCGAAACGGCGCCUGAGUCCCCGAGCUGACGAUCCGAGCGAUGAUUUCCAUAACCAUCCCAAGACGAUUGACCUGGGCCCUGUGCAGCAGUCAACAACCACGUCGACGAGCACAACGAGUAUACCCACUCCGACGCCGCCCAAGCCUGUGACCACGAGUAGCUUGACCACAAGCACCUCCACUUCUUCUUCCGUUUCGAAGCCGACCACCACCUCGUCCACAACCAGCGCCACCACGUCGGCUACCACCAGCUCUAGCACUACGAGUAAGCCGACCACGACGACGAGCACAACUCCGGUUCAGACGCACACUUCGACCACCGCGGCCGCCGUGACGACUCCAGUGACCACGGCCAAGGCGUUGACCCCCACAUUCGCUUCUACUACCUUACUUGCCCAAGCGUCUGCGUCCGCGUCGUCCACCUCCACUCCUGACGAUGACAGCUCGAUCUCCGGGGGAUUAAUUGGCGGCAUCGCAGGUGCUAUCGGUGGCUUAGCCCUCAUUGCCUUGGUUGUACUCUACUUCCUGAGGAGGAAGAGAAACGACGGCUAUAACGAGAAUGCUGACUUUAACCCCGACGCUUUCAGGAGCCAGUCAGUCAUGCUGCCCGAUGACGACCGUCCUUCCCGCCGCGGCCCCAGGCCACCGACCAUGAUCGAGCGGCACGUCGCCAACAGCCCUGCGACCCUGGGCCCGAACCAGUACAACUACCCCCUGCCGCCUCCCCCAGCUCAAUACGCUCAGGGAGGAUACGGUAAUCCGUUCGGCAACCAGUAUCAAAUGUCGUUCAACCCUGGGGAUGUUAUGUCGCCUGGCCCUGGCCCCGGCUCGCCUUCGCCCCCUCCACCUAGCCACAGUCCGUACACGCCAAACACCGCGCAACCAUUCUUUGGGCAGUACGCGCAGUCGCCCAUCGCUUCGCCUAUGACCCCAGUCGGGUACAAUAACAUUGGCCAGCCUGCGCUCUCCCGGCAGCCCUCUGGUGGAUCUCGGGCUCUCAUGUCGCCAGGCGGCCAGGACGAUCACUACAUUGACCUGAACCGCAGCAGCGUGACGCCCUUCCAGGCUCAGCAGUACGAGGAGAUCUCCAGGAGGCUCGGCGCGCAGCCGUCGGACGGCAUCGCCAACAUCUCCGAGGAGGCGGAGGCCGUUCCCUCUCCCCCUCCUAAGGAAAAAGAGACGCCGUUGACUGACCCGGCCCUGCGCGUCCCUGCUACCCCCGCUCCGCCGUACAGCGACUAUGACCCACAUAGCGUUAGCGAGGAGCUGCCCGCCCCGCCUUCGCCCGUGCAUACCUCCCACUCGAGGGUGCCAUCCUCGCCGCCUUUGCUGCCGGAGAUCGAGCUGCACAACAGGCCGUUCUCGCCGAUGGACCACUCGUAUGACUUCCCGUCGUCCGCGAAGGCGAGCACGUUUGAUAUCCCGUCGCCCAAGCUGGACGCGGAGUUCGCCGCCGCUGGUCCAGGACCGAGUGCCAAGGCGCCUCCGAGCCAGCUUAGGAACGUCGCGGCCAUGAGGCCCGAGACGGUAUACGACCCCGAAGACGCGUAUGGCGGCAUCUAAGGUGAUGUUGCUGUGUGCGUCUGAAGUCACCCUUGAUGGGUUGCAAUGUAAAUGGAUCCCGAAGUGGUGUGUACCAGCCUGCCGCGAGCGGUUAGAUUUGGUUGUCAGUGUAUCCCGGCUUACAAUUCCCCUCUGUCUAAUCAAGUUCCCUCCUCUUCCUCUACCGUUCGCUCGCUCGCUUGCUUUUUACCCCUGUUUAAUGUGCUUGGCAAACGAAACCGGUGUUCGCUGGGUCGCUGGGAUUUGACCCCUGGGUUCGGGUUGUGUCGUUUCUCGGAGGUUCAUUACGCUGUCUUGGCUAGAGGUUCCUCCGCGCGUGUACACUCUGACGAGUAUACCUUUACUUUCCUGUCAUACCUACUAACGAAUUGUCGUCUAUACCCCUUGCGUUUGAUGACAUAUAUAUUCCUAUCCGAGC